AUGCAAUUACAAAUGAUCUGAUAGAUUGAUGUGCUUGAGCGAAAUGAUUAUUUCGGAUUAAAUUGGCAUUGGUAAGAUUAAAGAAGGUAGAGAAGCUUUUCAUUCGCAAUCUUCUAACUCAUUGAGAUGAAGUAGGGAGUGGGGGAGAAACCACUCGAACCCUCGGUUACUUUUUGAAAGUUCAUACGGCUCUAAAACGCUACUGGCGAUCAGAGGAAGAGGAGAAAAUUUGAGUUCGUAAAGGUCAGCUGCAUUAACCUCGACAGGAUUCGCUUGUGUCGUUUAUUCAAGGCUAUGCCGUAACACCUCAACUUCGCGAAUUGUUGGAUCCUAUUACCUAUUUGUCUAGAGAAGAAACUACUUUCUUUGGUGAUGGCUCUAGGGCUCUUAUUACUACUCCGCGUCGCUGAACUUCGGAGCUAUAGUUCGGCGUCCACUGCCUCAGUUGUUUUUGGAGGUGUGCCAGGUGUGCGUAGGUAUUGGUGGUCCCGGAUCCAACUGAGCUCAAAACAGGUUAUCGCGGUGACCGGUUGCGACUCGGGCCUUGGUUAUAGCUUGGCAGUAUAUUGCCAGAAUAAUGGUGCUACAGUGAUGGCCGGGGUUCUCCAUGAAGAUGGACCGGCCGCCCUUGAUCUUGCACGCAGAGGAAUCACAGUAUUACCCCUUGACCUAACCGAUGGCCAUAGCAUCCAGAAAUUUGGCAAGUCACUAGUUAAAUUCAUCGACAAUAGACAUCUAGAGUUUCGAGCCCUGGUAAAUAAUGCCGGAGUGAUGAUAUUUGGUGAGUUCGAGUGGCAACUGGCUAGCCAAGUUCAGUCUCAGUUAGAGGUUAACGUACUGGGCACGAUGUCUGUGACAAGGCAACUGAUACCGAUGAUACGUCACCAUAGGAGCAGAAUCAUCAAUGUUACAAGUCAUUGUGCUUUCGCACCGCUGCCAGGGCUUGCUGUCUAUGGAGCGACUAAAGCUGCCCUCGAAGCCUGGUCGACUUCGCUGCGGCUCGAAGUCAACAAGUACGGCGUCAGCGUAGUCUCCUUUAUACCCGGUUCAUUUAUUAAAGAGAGCAACAUUUUGGUUCGGCAGAAGAAAAGCUUUGAUGAUAUGCGUGCUGGAAUGAACGACAAUACGAAAUGCUUUUAUGGCAAUUACUUCGAGAAGUAUGUUGAAUAUUUGACAACUCUAUCCACAGUAACCAGACUUGGGUGUAUCGAUAAUCCGAAGUUAUAUGAGGCUUUUGAUGGUGCAUUGCUCGACAAGAAUCCGUCGGCUUUUUACAAGUGUGAACCGUGGCGCUACACAUUUUAUCACACGCUCUUUCGUAUAAUGCCAACACGUGCUAGAGAUUGGCUCGUUGAAAGAUUCAUGCAGAUGCCGAAAUGGAGUGUUUGCAAUCAAUUCCCGUUAGCUCAUCACAACGAUAAUGAAAAAGAGAAUCACAAGCACAAAUGAAUAUAUUAAUAAGAACGCUCGUUUAUGUGCAGUACAUAAAAUGUGAGUUAUAUAUAAGACCUAAUUUCUACUAAGUCCAGUCAUUCUUUACAAUACUUUACAAGGAUGACAAAUUAUUAUUGAUAUAAACACGUAACGUGUAUCAUAAAUUUAGGGGUUUGAUCUAUUUAACGAAAAUUUUAACAUUAUCAUGUAUACUAGCGUAACCUACUUUUUUGUUACGGCUCUGUGCAAUUACUUAUUUGUAUCAUAAUAUACGAAAUGAUAUACACUUAUCAUUUGUGAAGAAGAAAUCAAUGUAUUAUGGGUUUAGAUAUUGUAGGUAUGCGAAUAAACUUAUAUAAAAUUGUCUUAAAAUUUUAAAUAUUUGAGAGUGGCAAAACUCGCUCUUUGUUUAUAACCUUUAUUGUUAAAGUGAAGAAAUUCCAAAAACUUAUAGCGGCAUUAAAGAAUCAAAAGUCGUAGAUCACGGUAGCGACCAUGUAAAUUCAAUUCCUUAAAUUAAUAUUAUAUUUAUCACGUCCGCAAUUAUACGAUAAAAACGAAUGAUAAUAUCUGUAUUCUUC
Molecule: messenger RNA, 2015 nt
Organism: Ceratosolen solmsi marchali
Lineage: Eukaryota; Metazoa; Arthropoda; Insecta; Hymenoptera; Agaonidae
Gene: sro
Product: SDR family oxidoreductase shroud
Exons: 5
Coding region: 373-1449 (358 amino acids)
Biological process (GO): steroid metabolic process
Cellular component (GO): intracellular membrane-bounded organelle
Molecular function (GO): oxidoreductase activity
Source: RefSeq, a predicted model, not a curated record